AUGAGAUAUAUACGGUUUACAACAGAUAUUGCCAAAGAUAUACAAGAUAUCCUAAAAAGUAUCCACGCUAAAUACCAUUGUCUAACAGGGACGAUUGGAUACUUACCGCCAGAAUUUAUUAAUUAUCAAGUAAUCUCAAAGGAGUAUGAUAUAUACAGUUUAGGUGUUGUAGUUACAAAAAUAGUCACUGGAACUACAGGCUACUCAGAUGUUGCCGAUAUGGGUGCCCAGGAAUUUGCUGAACAUGUUCAUGAGAACUGGAAAAAAUAUCUACAAGAGAUACCCAACUAUGCAUCACUUGAAGUAGACUGUAAACAAGUGAAAAGAUGUAUCGAGAUUGCAAGAAGGUGCAUGGAGAAUGAUCCACAUAAAAGGCCUAAAGUAAAGGAUAUUGUGAGUCAAUUGGAUGAGAUUGAGAUGGAAAAUUUUAAACUUGAUGAGUCAGCGGUGAUGGAACAGGGCCUUCCGAUGAUCGUUACGGUGCGUGCCCAAUCAAGAUUGUUCAGUUACUUCCUCCGGCGUGCAAUUUGGGAUGAUCCUCUCUUGGGUCUCCAUCUCCACGUUCUGGUGCAUCCUCUAUUCGGCUACGGCAAGUUCGAGUUCCGCUUCCUCCACGAGGCCCCGUCCCCUGUCGAGCGCAGGAUCUGCGAUGCUUGUGGCGAGCCCACGCGCGGUUACGUCUACCACUGCUCCGAGCAAGACCACGACCUCCACCAGUGCUGGGCCUCUCUGCCGGUCCGCUUUCUCCAGGACGGCCGUGCCUUCGACCUCCACCGGAGGGCAUCGCGGCCGUGUGCCUUCUGCCCAGAUAAUGAGGGCCGCCGCCGUAGGUUCUGGGCGUACCUCUGCUACGUGGACGGCGACGCUGUUGACCUGCACGUGGCGUGCCUCAAGGAAAGUGAACUCAAGGAAACGGCUCGCCGCAGCUGGGAGGCCUACUACCGUAAGCAGGACGUGGGUGACGGCGCCAUGAAUUUCGACAGCAUGCUUGAAAACAUGUUUAGCAGCAGCAUCGGGUUCCACAAGUUUGGCAAGAUUGCAGGGACCCUUGCUAGUUUCAUCACGGCGCUGGUUUUUGGGAACCUGAUUGUAAAGAUGUAG
This is a messenger RNA of Miscanthus lutarioriparius, 1101 nucleotides long. The record is from the annotation of a GenBank genome assembly. Lineage: Eukaryota; Viridiplantae; Streptophyta; Magnoliopsida; Poales; Poaceae.